Molecule: messenger RNA, 1822 nt
Organism: Gastrolobium bilobum
Lineage: Eukaryota; Viridiplantae; Streptophyta; Magnoliopsida; Fabales; Fabaceae
Product: pyruvate dehydrogenase E1 component subunit beta-3, chloroplastic-like
Exons: 4
Coding region: 244-1437 (397 amino acids)
Biological process (GO): pyruvate decarboxylation to acetyl-CoA
Molecular function (GO): pyruvate dehydrogenase (acetyl-transferring) activity
Source: RefSeq, a predicted model, not a curated record
UUGACAAGUUAUAGAGAGAGAGAGAGAGUAGAGAAGCAUAAGAUCAAUAAGAAACAAUGAAUGAAUGAAAAAAGCUUUGUGUGAUUUGUCAACUUAAAUAACAGACACACACAACACAAACCCAUGAAUAUAGCUAUAACUAUAAAUCUUCCUUAAUUUCUCCGCCCAUUUUGCUUCUCAUUAUAAAUAAAUUCCUAAGCUUUUUCUCUUGCACUUCAUUUCCAUCAUUCUUGGGUUUAUCAAAUGGCUACCCUUUUUCAGGCCACCCAAUUGUCUGUCUCCAACAAGUUCCCUCUUCCUUCACAUAGAUCCCUCUCAGAGAGGAAAGCUAGCCUGUUUGUUGUCAGAUCUGAUUCAAGGGUGAGCCAGGUCCUGAACACAGGAGCUCGUAAGCAUGAAUUGUUGGUGACUAAUGCAGUUGCAACAAAGGGAGGCAGUUCUGUGGCUUCUACAUCGAAACCUGGGCAUGAACUUCUCCUUUUUGAAGCCCUACGUGAAGGUUUGGAGGAAGAAAUGGACAGGGAUCCUUGUGUAUGUGUCAUAGGUGAAGAUGUAGGUCACUAUGGAGGAUCUUACAAGGUGAGCAGAGGCCUGGCCACAAAGUUUGGUGACCUCAGAGUUUUGGACACUCCUAUUGCUGAGAACUCCUUCACAGGCAUGGGCAUUGGAGCUGCCAUGACUGGUCUGAGGCCAAUUGUUGAGGGCAUGAACAUGGGAUUUCUACUUUUGGCAUUUAACCAGAUAUCUAACAAUUGUGGCAUGCUCCAUUACACUUCUGGUGGCCAGUUUAAAAUACCAAUUGUCAUUCGUGGGCCUGGUGGAGUUGGGCGGCAACUUGGAGCAGAGCACUCACAGCGACUAGAGUCAUAUUUUCAGUCAAUCCCUGGAAUUCAGAUGGUGGCUUGCUCAACCCCUUACAAUGCCAAGGGCUUGAUGAAAGCUGCAAUACGAAGUGAUAACCCUGUGAUACUUUUUGAGCAUGUUUUGCUUUAUAACCUCAAGGAGAGAAUUCCAGAUGAAGAGUAUGUAUUGUCACUUGAAGAAGCUGAGAUGGUUAGGCCUGGGGAGCAUGUCACUAUAUUAACCUAUUCCAGGAUGAGGUAUCAUGUCAUGCAAGCUGCCAAGACAUUGGUGAACAAGGGGUAUGACCCUGAAGUAAUUGAUAUCAGGUCUUUGAAACCAUUUGAUCUUUACACAAUUGGGAAUUCAGUGAAGAAGACACAUCGUGUGCUAAUUGUAGAAGAGUGCAUGAGGACAGGUGGAAUUGGUGCUAGCCUGACAGCUGCUAUUACUGAAAAUUUCCAUGACUAUUUGGAUGCUCCUAUCGUAUGUUUGUCCUCUCAAGAUGUGCCUACCCCAUAUGCUGGAACAUUGGAGGAAUGGACAGUGGUUCAACCUGCUCAGAUUGUGACAGCAGUUGAGCAGCUUUGCCAGUGAUUGCUACAAAAACACGUGCAAUUAGGAUAUGCUUUUUGGUAAAGCUACUGUGCUUGUCAAAUUAAGCUAGAACCAUCAUCACGAUUUUAUCUUUUGCCUAUUUUUAUGUCACUUCUAAAUCCCUAUAUUGUAAUAUCUGAUAUCCUUUACAAAUUUUUUUUUGAAGAAUAUUUAGAACUGUUAACCCAAUCCAAGGCUUUCUUAGUUGGUGUAACUGCAUUUUAUGUAGUGUGUAAGAUUUUGGUAAGUCCUAUAUAAAAGGGGAGGUAUUUGUAAUCGAUGCUGAAGCCAUCAAAUGUCUGUUAUAGGCCUUGUUCAUUUUGAAUUCACUUGGAUGGGUGAAGUAGUUUGUUUUCUUGGAUUUUGAAUAUGUUCUGUUCUACUC